Messenger RNA from Varroa destructor (honeybee mite), 1627 nucleotides. RefSeq lists its product as uncharacterized. NCBI's taxonomy places the organism in Eukaryota, Metazoa, Arthropoda, Arachnida, Mesostigmata, Varroidae. Gene Ontology annotation, molecular function: RNA polymerase II cis-regulatory region sequence-specific DNA binding; DNA-binding transcription factor activity, RNA polymerase II-specific. Gene Ontology annotation, biological process: somite development; positive regulation of transcription by RNA polymerase II. The record is from RefSeq and is a predicted model, not a curated record. Gene Ontology annotation, cellular component: nucleus.
GAAAUAAAGUAUGCCUUCAGCCAAAAUUAGAUAACCACAUCAUUAAGUCGUUUAUUAUUGGUUUUUUUAUUGUGUCUUACAUUUACAGAUGGAUCGGACAGAUCGAGCCCAAACGUCAUAUUGAUAAUUAAUCGGUUGAAACUAAAAUAACUUUGUACUUUCUUUUGCCUUGAUCUAAUAAGCGACCCUUUACAACUUAACACGACCUCACAAUGAAGCAUUGACAUCAUUAGCGAGUAAAGUUAACAAGCAAUACCCAUAUGCUAAUUUCUGGACGAAACCAUGCAACCUGAAAGUACCUUAUCCCUCAACAUGGAGUGGCUGGGGUACGAUGCCAUUCGCCUGACACGCAAAGAGGAAACUAUAUCCCAAAGAAGCCACAGAGAUGAGUAUCGGGCCAAUGGCGAUGAGACUCAUGCAGACCUUGAAGAUCAACAGGCAGCAUUCCGUGAUGAGUGGUACACGAAUGCUGGGCAGCUAGAGGGAAUACUUAGCCAGCUAGACAGUCAACUUGAGAACGGACAACUAUUUGCCAAUAUUAACACGUUAUCCGAAACUGACGCAGAUUCGAUUUGCGUAGUUAUAAACAGCUCUCUACAGCAGAAUCAACAAGAGGUUAGCCAAUCGGCCAGGCCGACGAUUGCAAACGGAUUUCUAGCGGCUGACGUUGCCGUAUCGUAUACACAGGUGAUGUCAACGGUCGAAACAGCCAUGACUGAUAAAAAUACAGAAAGUUUUGGAGACUUCAGCGAGACAGGAAGAUAUUUACAGAAUGUUCCUCAUACAUCGACCCAAGCAAACAUCAACGGUCAGACAAUUAGUGAGUCCGACAAACUUGUGCUAAUAAGCGGUUUAAAAGAAAGGGAUCAGCCCUCUUCGAACGAAAGUGGGCGAUUAACAAGAAAAGAACGAACUGCUUUUACUAAAAGGCAACUAAGUGCACUUGAGGAAGAAUUUACCCGACAUAACUACCUCACGCGUAUGAGACGAUAUGAGAUUGCCCAUUCGCUUCAAUUAACCGAAAGACAGGUGAAGGUUUGGUUUCAAAAUCGGCGCAUGAAAUGGAAACGAAAUAAAGGGACCCAAAUGUGCCGAGAAAGGCCAAUCGGAAUUUUGCCACAGAGAACCGCGCUUACACUAGGGCCUUCAGUACAAUGGCAGUCGAUACAGCAGGCUACACCUCAUCUACAGAUCAACAACACUAGGCCCACCUAAAACCUAUCAUCAUCAUCAUCCUCGACGGAUGGUUUCCCGAGCACUACAAGCUUUGCAUUUAUUUAAAGUCCACUCUUGCUAGCAAGUACUUUGAAUAGCAGUAGUUCAGGUCGAACCUUAUUUUUCCAUGAACUAUUAUAAUUAUCAGUUGUAUAGUAAUAGAAUACAUGCCGAAAAUCUAUAUAGUAAUCGUAAUGUAGACAUUACACUUACAUGACAUGUACAUAUUUACACCACACACGCAUAGUUAUAUAUGGAUGUCUGGUAUAGAUAAGACCAUGCAGUACGCAUUGCACUACCCUGAACUGUCGAUUGAAGCGUACACUUCAAAUUAUGUGAUCCUCGUAAGAGUAAGAUAAAAUCUCAUGGAGGCACAAGUGACAGGCCGCAGCUAUAGCUUUAUGUAAAAAUU